UCUGGAUUGCUCCGCUGCUCUGAGUGGGCUCUCUUCGGUGAAUCGCGGUCCCACGACUCUCCUGAGGAAAACACUAUACUAAAAAUAAAAACCGGAGCCCACCGGCUUCAAACGCGAGGCGGAUAAGCGAGCAGUUCACUCAGAACGACUUCCACUCCACAGCCGCCAGUUUAACGCUAAUUCUUUCAGCUAACUUUCAAACGCUGAGCACAGAAACAAACAACCCCAAACUGCUGCUGUUUCACUGUGAAGGAGAACAGUGAGGCACAUUUGGCUGGAGAGAAAUAUGCUGGAGGUGGAGUAAAAGCCCAGAGCGCUGUCUUCGCUGCCUUCACUGUCUGUAACCUUCUCGGAGGAGGAGGACGUGGAUUAAGCAGUUGGGGAGGCUUCGUGAUACCGAGUGGGAUGCGAGCAGAUUGGUGCUGGGCUGAGCGUGAAGGAGCAUGGUGAAACACCAACCCUUACAGGUCUACGAGAGACAGCUGUGUUUGUCCUGCCUGACCGGGAUCUAUGGGUGCCGCUGGAAACGCUACCAGCGCUCCCAUGACGACAGCUCCAAGUGGGAGUGCUCCUGGUUCCUCAUCCUGUGCUCCUCCUUUCUUCUCCUCCUCGUCUGGUCCUACUUCUGGUGGGAGGCCCACAAUGACUACAAUGAGUUUAACUGGUUGUUAUAUAACCGCUCGGGCGAAUGGAGCGACGGCACAGUCCCCAUUCUCACAACCACACUCGUGGGAUUCUCUUACACUGCAUUUUUAAUGAUCUUAGCUUUUUGCCAUAUUGCACUGGGACAGCAGCUCAACCUAUACUGGAUUCACAAGAUUGGAGUGCUGGCUGUUCUUCUCACCACCAUCACUGGUGUGGUGUCCAUCGAUGACUUAUGGAGGGACGAAUGGGACAUUGUGCUCAUCUCUCUUCAGUCAACAGGACCAUUUCUGCACAUAGGAGCGGUUGCCGCGGUGACUGCGUUGGGGUGGCUUGUAGCGGGACAAGUUGUGCGUGGAGACAGAACGAGGUUUCAUGUCGUGCUGCUCCUGGUCUAUCUGUGUGUUCUCCUGGCUCUCUAUCUGGCCCCCUUUGCCAUCUCGUCCCCCUGCAUCAUGGACCGGGCUGAUCUGAAGGCACGGCCCGCUGUCAUUGGUCGCCGAGGAGCUCCAAUGCUCACUCCCGAGAACACAGUGAUGUCCUUCAAUAAAGCUUUGCAGCAGAAGGUGAGCGCCUUUGAGGCCGAUGUCACUAUCAGUAUGGAUGGAGUGCCCUUCCUGAUGCGGGACCAAACCCUGCGCCGGACCACCGAUGUAGCCAGGCUCUUUCCCAAGCGCCAGCACGAUGACGCCUCACUCUUCAAUUGGACCGAGAUCCGCUCUCUGAACGCUGGCCUGUGGUUCCUGAGGGAUGACCCUUACUGGACCGUCCAGUUCAUGUCCACCAAGGACCGUAACCGAGUGGGCAACCAGACAGUGUGUAGUUUGUUGGAGCUGCUCCGUCUGGCGACUAGGACAAACCGCUCGGUCAUCUUCAGCCUGCGCAGACCACCACCACAGCACCCUCGCUACCAACUCUGGAUCAAAGAUGUCCAAAAGACCAUCCAACGCUCAGGCAUCCAGUCAGAACAGGUGAUGUGGACACCAGACUGGUACAGGAAGACCGUCCGAGCCGCCGUACCUCUGCUGCAGCAGACGUCAGAAGAGAAGCUUCCUGCAGAGGAGCUGAAAGAGAGGAGCAGCCGCACCCUCAGCUUACACUACAGUCAAGCUACGGUGCGGGAAAUCAGGCGCCUCAGCAGGAGCAACGUGAGUCUGAACGUGUACCCGGUGAACGAGCCGUGGCUGUACUCAGUGCUGUGGUGCAGCGGGGUGCAGUCUGUCUCCUCUGAUGCCCCUCAGAUCUUCCGUAAAGUGCCUCACCCCAUCUGGAUUAUGAGUCCAGAUGAAUACUGCUUGAUAUGGAUCACGUCCGAUCUGAUAUCCGCAGCGAUUGUCAUAGGUAUAUUCAUAUUCCAAAAGUGGAGGAUGAGCGGAAUGAGGAGCUAUAAUCCGGAGCAGAUCAUGCUCAGCGCUGUGGUGCGCAGGCCCAGUCGUGACGUCAACAUCAUGAAGGAGAAACUCAUCUUCUCAGAAAUAAACAAUGGAGUCAGCAGCACAGACGAGCUGUCUAUAUACACUGAACACGGAUAUGAGGGAUACACACGCGAUGGCAUUUCCCGUUGACCGGGGUGUGUUUUUUUUUGCGAGCAUCUGCCCUUUUUACGUUCUGAUGUGAUUACAUUAUUAGUUUGCAGAUGGGAUUGACGUUCUCAAAUUCUUGGAAGGUGUUUUUGUUUCAUUUUGGAUGGAACCCUUUUUUACGAGUGCACCUCAGCACAUCUUAUCUGCUGGUUUUGCAGAGGACCAAUGAAGGACUGGUCAGUGGUCAAGCGUGCUAUUUUGAAUGAUGGGCACAUUUUUAUUUUUAUUUUCAAAGACCUCUGAAUCAAACUCCAGCAGCACCAUUCCUUAGUCAUGAGUUCUGUAUGUAUUUUUGGAACUGCACAGAAGACUGAAUUCCCACUUUUCUUGUGUUCUACCAACAGUUUGCUGGAUGUUGAAUUUGUAUUGACUAUUUAUGUAACGGACUUUCACUUUGAUGCCUUAUGUUGUGUUCUGUAUUAAAGUGUAUAUAAGAAGA
Colossoma macropomum (tambaqui) is the source of this 2664-nucleotide messenger RNA. RefSeq names its product glycerophosphodiester phosphodiesterase domain containing 5a (gene gdpd5a). Gene Ontology annotation, cellular component: plasma membrane. Gene Ontology annotation, biological process: positive regulation of neuron differentiation; lipid metabolic process. The transcript is spliced from 16 exons. Gene Ontology annotation, molecular function: glycerophosphodiester phosphodiesterase activity. Lineage: Eukaryota; Metazoa; Chordata; Actinopteri; Characiformes; Serrasalmidae. The coding region runs from base 444 to 2207 and encodes 587 amino acids. The record is from RefSeq and is a predicted model, not a curated record.